Messenger RNA from Xenia sp. Carnegie-2017, 2019 nucleotides. RefSeq lists its product as uncharacterized. The record is from RefSeq and is a predicted model, not a curated record. The transcript is spliced from 11 exons. NCBI's taxonomy places the organism in Eukaryota, Metazoa, Cnidaria, Anthozoa, Malacalcyonacea, Xeniidae. Bases 524 to 1939 code for a protein of 471 amino acids.
GAAGCUCAACUGUUGGUGAAUAUUUUGAUCCCGCUAUUGAUUGUGCGGAAGUUGUAGACAAAAUUCCUAGUGCAAAAAAUGGAUUUUAUUGGAUAAACCCAAAAGAAGUUUAUAAAGUUGUUAAGGCUUGGUGUGACGUCACUACAGAUGGAGGGGUUAUCUUUUAAUUGCAACAAAAAAUAAUUCUAUUACGUGGACAGUUCCAUCUUCUGCAGAAGUUGUUGAUCCUUUUGGUGAUCCACAUUGGUCCAGUAUAUUUGGAAAUAUUGAAAUCUUGGAUAUUCGUUUUCAGUUUUCAACGUCAAAAAAUUUUUCUGAUACCAAAGCACAUUGGAGUUUUAGACUUGCUAAUCCACGACGUUUAGAUAAACUUAUCAUUAGAGAUAAAGGUGGAUGUACAAAACACAAUCCUGGUAUUGGUGAUAUUCUGUUUGUUAAAGAUUUGCAAGUUGGUAAAGUUGUCAGUAAAGAUUUCCGUUGUUCUCUCUUUGGAGGACAUGUAUCUCCUAGGUUAGGAUGGGGGAUGAUGAACAAGUGUCUCCAGCGACCUUGUCAGGGAUUUGCUUUCAUCCCAGGAUUUAAAGACUUCAGAGUUGAUGAUUCUGGAUCGUUUAGUUACAGCGCCAAAAAUAACACUAGACGUUCAGGAAUUGUUCACAGCUCAACAGCGUUUAUUGGUUGUUCUCAUGCACAGUGUUGUGCUUGUUACGGGCCAAAAGGUGGAACAGAUAAUUAUUGUUUAAACAAUUGCACAUCGAUAAAUGGCGGGAAGGUAAUAAAAGAAGUUUAUACUUGGGUUUGGAUUCGUUCAUCUCUUCCUAAACGUCUUUGGAGAAAAUGCAUCGAUUACACUGUUAAAGAUUCGCAGGGAAAUGAGGAAAGUUACAGACUGGACGAAGAAACAGGAGUUAAAGAAAAAGGAAAUUGUGCUACGAUGCAGGAAAUAAAGAAAAAUGGCGCAGUCUUGGUUGUUCCUGAUACUAAGAGACUCAAAAAGAUUCCACGUGCACCAGGAUUGCUUGUUUUUCUUCCAAAAAGUAAAAAGCUUCAAAUUCAAAGUCAACACGAAUUGGAGACGAUUGCAAUGAAGUCUGAAGUUACCGAAGCAGAAAAAACUUUUUUCCAAAAAUUGACGAAGGAACAGCAGAAACAAACUUUGAUCAACAAAAACUUUCGAAAAAAACAAAAAAAAAUUGAGCAAAAGCUGGUGAAUUUAGAAGCUAAAACUGUAAAUAAGCAGAAAGCUUUGGAAAAACAACAAAAAUCAUCAAAGAAAAUAUUAGAAGGAAAGAUAAAAAAAGUCGACAAGCAGCAAAAUAUUUCUGAAAGCAAUUUAAAAUCUACAAUACAACGUUUGACUCGGCGGAUACAGACACUUGAAAAUAAGAAAAUGAAUGAAAUUGACUCAAUAAUAUUGAGAGGAAAGACAACCUACAAGAACUUGUUGUCAAAAUGGGUUCCUUUCUCCCAGUCUUGGACAUUAUGUUACCGAGCUAGUCGUGAUGGUUGGAGAUCAAGAACUUUUCAUUCCAGAUGUGACAACAAAGGACCAACUGUAACAAUUAUCCGUUAUAAUUCAUAUAUAUUUGGUGGUUACACAGAUGCAUUAUGGGGAGGUUCAUCAAGAUUUAUUUCAAGCUGGGAAUCUUUCAUAUUUUCAUUCAAGAACAGGUACAAUGUACCACCGUUCAAGGCUAAUUUAUAUCGAUAUAGUCAGUAUGCCAUAUACACUGCCUCCAGCUACGGACCAACAUUUGGUGGUGGACAUGAUAUUCGCAUAUAUGAUAACGCCAGAUCCAACUCCAACUCUUAUCUCAACUUUGGUCACACUUAUAAGUUACCUUCUGGCUAUAGUUAUCAAUCAGGUCAAAGCCAGAUUUUCUUAGCAGGAACCUAUUAUUUUAGACCUUCAGAAGUGGAAGUUUUCUACGCAGGUUAAAUUUACGUAUACGGCAAUAAAAAACUUUACCAGAAAUGUAUUUGUAAAUUCAAAAUGAGCAAAUAUACAGUUCAUAGAAA